Molecule: messenger RNA, 480 nt
Organism: Arxiozyma heterogenica
Lineage: Eukaryota; Fungi; Ascomycota; Saccharomycetes; Saccharomycetales; Saccharomycetaceae
Gene: ATP16
Product: F1F0 ATP synthase subunit delta
Exons: 1
Coding region: 1-480 (159 amino acids)
Biological process (GO): proton motive force-driven ATP synthesis
Molecular function (GO): proton-transporting ATP synthase activity, rotational mechanism
Source: RefSeq, a predicted model, not a curated record
AUGUUUCGUUCACAAUUAAUUAAGUCUUCGAGAAUAGUUACACGUUCCUAUGCUAAUGCUGCUGAAGCAACGUCCAUUGCUGGUGGAUUAAAGUUGAACUUUGCUUUACCACAUGAGACUCUGUACAAAGAUACUUUGGUUACUCAAGUGAAUCUUCCGGCCCAAAGUGGUAAAAUUGGUGUUUUAGCUAACCAUAUUCCUACUGUAGAGCAAUUAACACCAGGUGUAGUUGAAGUUUUAGAAGAUGGAAAAACAUCUAAGAAAUUUUUUAUCCCAGGUGGAUUUGCUACAAUGCAACCAAAUUCAUUACUUUGUGUUACUGCGGUAGAAGCGUUUCCUUUAGAAUCUUUUUCUCAGGAAAAUAUUGCCCAAUUAUUAAGUAAGGCUAAGGAAAAGGCUACAUCUCAAGAUGAAAAGGUUUCUGCCAUUGCCAAACUUCAAGUUAACGUUUUAGAAGAACUACAAAAUGCCUUAAAGUGA